AUGUGCCAAUAUUACCUCCUCACCCUCCACACACACAAGGACAAGGACUGCCAUCUUUACAAUAAUAUCAUUCAUUUUCUUUGUAAAAAAAUAUAAUUUUUUUAAUUUUCAUCCCAAAAAAUGUUCAUUUCAUUUCCUCCAUUUUUCUUUUCUAUUUUCCCUUCGCCUUCCAUUGUUUCCUGAUCAAAUCGGUUUGCUGAACAUCGAGUUGCAUUCCAGGUUGAUGGUAUCUGGUUGCAUCAUGAAAGAAAUAACAACAAUCAUCACAAAAGUAAACUACAGUGUUCCAUCAUGCAUACAACAAUGGAGAUUUCCAUGAUUGACACAUCCUUCUAAAUGCAAUAUUUGUGGAAUGGUCCCAACCCAAGUGAAAAAUAAAAAAAAUGCAUAGUCGUAGCCUUAGCCGCUCAUCAAGGGAAUCAUUCAGGUUCUUUGGGAGCCCUGACAAAGAUGAAGACCUUAGAAAGACCAAAACAGAGAUUGAGAACAAUAUCACAAAACUGCUUAAGCUUGUCAAGAACGAUGAUCAAAGCAAAAAGAAUAGGAAUCCACGGCUUGUUAGAAAAGAGGCAGAACUUGUGGGGCUAAUUGAGGACUUAAACAGCCAGUAUCAAUCACUCUUUCAACUGUGUGAUUAUUUGAACAGAGAGUUUAUGAGAGCGAUUUCUCGUAGAAGAAGCCGAAGGGGUACCGGCUCUAACACAGACUCAGAGUCAGAAUACUUCUCCUCAGAGGAACUAGAAAACUAUACCAAGUUUUCAUUAGAUGAUGUUCUCAAGAAUGAUGAUGCAAAGGAAUAUGAGGAGCAGUUGAAUUCACAGAUGAAAGAGAUGGAGAGCCUGAGCCAGCAGAAGACGAAUCUAGAAAAUCAAAUUGAAAGCCAAUCGCUCCAAUUCGAAGAGCUAAGCGCAAAUAAUACCAGGCUGUAUGAUCGGGUCUUGGAUCUGGAAUCGUUGUUGAAAGAGGAAAAAGGUGUGGUAUCUGUUUUGGAGGAAAAACUGAAAAUCAAUGAGAAUCAAGCUGAGUCCAACAUUGAAGCAUUGAUGACACAGGUCAACAAGCUCAAUCUGGAGUUAAAGACACUGCGUACACAGAAAGAUCAAACGGAAGAGGAAAUAAAAGGUAACAAAGAUAAAGCAUUAACUCAAAUGAAGGACUUGAUGGACAAGCUCAAUUCCAUGCAGGAGGAGUUGGACUCUGUAAGCACACAGAACAAAGAAUUAGAUGCUCAGGUCAGAAAUGACAGGGAGCAGAUACUCCGAUACCUGAUUCAGAUUGAAAACCUGAACCAAGAUUUGGCGGAGACAAGUUUGGAUAAGCAAAGUUUAAUGGACGACAAAGAGCAAUUCCUGGCAAGAAUAAAGGACUUGGAAUUUGAAUUGGAAGCAGAAAGCAUGCAGAAGAAUGCACUGGAAGCUCAGUUAAGAGACAGGGAUUAUGAUAUGAUGCUUGUGGAGGAAGAAAACAGGACUCUGCAGGACAGAAACAGUGAACUGAAGAAAGCAAUGCACCAAAGUGGCGAAGAGAUAACCGCACUUAUGAGGGUACCGGAGACCCAGAAGGACGCGGCUUCUAUGGAGGCCAUGGCCCUAAAGGCAGAAAUGAAUAUUAUGAGAUUAGAGAUGGACAAUCUGUAUGCACAGAGAAGCAAGUUGGAGCAGCAAAUUGAGCGAAACCGGAAGGAAUAUGAAGAAAAUUUGGGAAACUUGAGCAGCAAGUUAUCGAGCCAAAUAGCAGAACGCGAGAAAACGAUAGAGGAACAAGCAGCAACCAUUCAGAGAAUAAACGAGGAGCAUAAACAGACCAAAGUUGCGUUGAAUAAGAACAAGCUGUCCCGCCAAACGGCCGAAAGGAAAAUGAUUGAGCUGGCAACGGAGUUCCGGAGGAAAAUGGAAGACAACAUCCGGCUUCUGCACCAGAGGAUCCACGUCGCGGAACAGAUGAACAACGAGAACAAAAACAAUUUCAAGAUCGUCAAUCAGAGGUACCACGAAGAGAACAAGAUGCUCCAAGAGAAAAUCGCAAGCUACGAAGAAGAGCUGAAGGUGCCAAAGUUUGAUAUUGCGCCCUUGGGUGGGGAACAACACGCUUUGGUUUUUGAAGCUCUAAAUGAAUUAGAAAUGGUCACUAUGAACCGUUUGGACUCAAUAGUUGGGGACGUAGAGGAACAGAAGAAACACGUGGUGAGCCGCGUGUUUAAAAUGAUUGGAGAGGUUCAGUACGGUAAAGAAUGGAUUAAGAAAAGAAACCGUGAAUGGGAAGAAACGAAGAACAAUGCGGAGUGUCUGAGGGCACUGCUGGACAGCAAGGAGGAGCAGGAGUUCUUGCUGAGGGAGAAGGUGUGGAAGUUGGAGGCCAAGGUGAGUAAAGAAGCUGGGGAGAAACUCAACUUGAUGAAUGCGGUGAGCCAGUUAGAGAAGAAAGUCGCAAGGUUCGAGAACGCUUUGAAGGAGAAGGAGGAAGAUUUGGUUAGCCUUGGUGAGAAGAAGAGGGAAGCAAUAAAGCAACUUUGUUUUGUUGUUGAGUUUCAUAGAGAACGUUGUAGAGAUCUCAAAGAUUUGGUCAUCAAGAUGGGGGCCAACAACAACACUAACACCAAGAAAUAAAUGAUGAUGGGAUUUUGAAUCACACACAGAGAAGACACCAACACUGUUCUUGGGGUGUCCCCAUUUCUUGACAUAAACAAGGAGGCAGCAUUGAGGUGCACAUGUCACAACGCAGGUCUUAGUGGACCGCCAGCAAUGAAAUGGUAACAACUAUGUAAAUAUACGAAAUGAUAUAUUUGUAUCCCUGUAGCUCUUUUUCUUUUUCUCAUUUAUUUGAAUUUGUAUGGAUUGUUAGUAUUACCGUAAUAUAACUAUUUAUCAUUUCAAGCGUUAUAUGUACCCGUAUUGAAUUAACUACGUAUGUUACUAUAGUCCAAUAGUCAAUAAUAAGGUUUGUAUCACUGAUUCAGCUAGA
Arachis ipaensis is the source of this 2961-nucleotide messenger RNA. RefSeq lists its product as uncharacterized. Gene Ontology annotation, molecular function: structural constituent of cytoskeleton; actin binding. Lineage: Eukaryota; Viridiplantae; Streptophyta; Magnoliopsida; Fabales; Fabaceae. The record is from RefSeq and is a predicted model, not a curated record. Gene Ontology annotation, cellular component: cytoskeleton.